UUUGAUUCUGGAAUCCUUGUCUGAUUACAUACAAAGUGUUAGUUCAGGAAUUCAAAUCCAGAGGGCAGAUAAUUUUAUUCAGUGGAUGUACGAAAAUGAUGAGGUGACAUAAACUACAGAUGACAAAAGUUAGGUUAAACUUAUAGAUGAUGUUAUUUAUGUUUACUUAAAAAUGUCUGCUAUAUUCAGUUUCCAAAGUUUAUUAACAGUAACACUGUUGAUAUUAUGUACGUGUACUUACUUAAAAGGCGUAUUUCCUAGUAUUCUAGAUAAAAACAGAACUGGUAUUAUGAAGACGUUUUGGAAAUGUGCGAGAAUAGGUGAAAGAAAAUCUCCUUGGAUAUCAGGAUUAUGUAUAAUAAUGGCAGUUUCAAUAUUAUUUUUUAAUUAAAGUUGUUAAUAAAUUACAGCAUUUAUAAAAAUCUUUGUAAUAUUAAUCUAUAUAAUAA
Diorhabda carinulata is the source of this 449-nucleotide messenger RNA. It is a transcript of the gene ksh, whose product is annotated as protein kish-A. The record is from RefSeq and is a predicted model, not a curated record. NCBI's taxonomy places the organism in Eukaryota, Metazoa, Arthropoda, Insecta, Coleoptera, Chrysomelidae. Gene Ontology annotation, biological process: protein secretion; intracellular transport. The coding region runs from base 173 to 391 and encodes 72 amino acids. The transcript has 3 exons.